AAAAAAGCCCGCAUGUCUGUUAUUGGUACUACACGGGCUGUGUGUGAACUAUUUCGUGGAUUUAAUUGUCUAUUACGUUCAGCAGGGGACGGAAGCAUGAUCCAUAUCGUAACCGGAUGUGAAUGUAACCAAUGAGACUAUGGCGCAUGCGUGUGAUGAACAGAGACUGCCAUUUCAGAACAGCUUCAAUGGGUCGUUUCAAACACCUGGUAUUUUUUCACCAGUUUUGGUGAAUGCAUAUUCCCUCAGAAAUUACGACCUAAGUUAUGAAAGUCCACACUUCGGAGAUUUUCCUCCUUCUGUUAAAGGUUUUAAAGAAAAAAUGGCGCACAAUGCUGCCAAUUCAAGACGAGGCUCUGGACCUGUGACAAGCUCAUGGGUUGAUCCAUUAGCGUCGAGUGCUAAUCCAAUUAUACAACAGACACACCCGAGCACACCGAAAACUAGCACCCCCCUACCAGGGAGAAACACAGCUUCUAAACGAAUGGUUCGUUUCCAUGACAGUAUGACGUCAGAAGAUGACCCAGUGAUGACGUUCCUGCUGAAAAUUUUAGACAAAUUAGAGGAAGAAAGGAAAGAAGAACUGACGAAGAGAAGGAAAGAAUGCCGACAAAGGAGGGAGAAGCUGAGGAUGCGACAACUCACUGGUAGCUGUUUGGAAACAGACUCUGAUACGUCCAGCGACAAUGAACUUGACCUCUCCGUGUUCUCUGUAGAGCAAUUUCAACAGAUGAAGCUCAAAAUGGCUCAAGGUCAUUCACUUGGACCAAAUAUUAAGAAGGAUAUUUCAAAAACAAAUGGUGUGGCUAGUAUGGUGGAAAGGCUGAAGGACCUAACAAUGGCCGACAUUGAACAACCUGAGCACGCCGCCUGGUUAUUUGACCAAGGCAAUCACAAGACAGUGUGGUGCGUUGUCGCAGAUAUGUUGUUCUGUAUAUUUGAGAGCAAAACGUCCGAACGUCCGCAAGCAGUCGUGUUGUUACCCGGAUGUGCCGUCCGAUCACUGGUAUACAGCUCGGCAACGACAAAACCCCAUCAAGGUUCAUCUAAAACAAUAUCUGGUUUGGAUAAAUAUCAGAUCAUUUUGGAUGAUUCAAGCACACACAAGAAAUACCUGUUCAGUGUCCAAAAGAAAUCAGACUUACUUUGCUGGAUGGCGUAUCUCAAACCGGCGUCAAAUUUAGAGAAUGACAUACAAACAGAUACACCCACUGGCCCAAGACGUCACUCGGUUAGUGGGCCUGUCCCAAAUCUCAAAGGAGACGCUCAAACUCACGUCACACCCAAAUAUGCUCCGUCUGCCAGAACUUCAAUUCGGACAUCUAAGCUGGUCAAGUCAGAAUCCUUUACGAAUGGGGUACAUGUUGGGGAUGCUGAAGCCUCUCCAAGUCCUGAACAAGGGAGUUCAAGUCCGAUUGCAGGAACGUCUCCUCCAAAAGACUCACUUGGAGAUUUCCGUCGGCGGUUGCGAAGGGAUACGGAACCAGAGAUUGUUAAACCGCAGCCUGUAAAGGCUACUCAUUUCCAAAAAUCCUCUCCGCAACAGAAAAAAUCAAAUCCAUUCAGAAAACUCAGAUCCUUCGGUAGUUUAGAUAGUUUGUUUAAAAAGAAAUCUUCUAAAGACACUGAUUCCACAGAUUCUAAUUCGUUGGAUGAUCACGACGGUGCGUCAUCGCUUUCCUCCUCUGUUGAUUUCACAAGUGCUGGUCUGAUCGAUUCCGAGUCCCAGGCGAGUCUCGGCCGAUCACAAAGCCGCAAACUUUCCCGGUCACUUGACUUUGGCAAAUCUGAAAAGGGUUUGAGUAAGGGUAUUUUGAGAACCGCUUCAGAUUUGAAGGACAAACUAAAACGCAAUAAACCUGAAAAUCCUGUUAUCCUGAAGGAUCUGCAAGAGAUACGCAUGAGUGGAUAUUUGCAACAGAAACAUUUAGUCAAGUGGCACAAACUAUGGUGUGUUGUUUGUAAGGGGUGUUUGUACGGGUUCAAGUCAAUGGCUCCCGAUGAGUCCGCGACUGUGGCAGUGGUUCUGAACAACUCAAAGGUGGAAUAUGUGUCUGAUCAAGAGAAAAGAUUCAAAAGAUCAUAUGUGUUCAAAAUCUCUCAUCCAAAUAGGAAAAGUGUUUAUUUUAAUGCAGUUGACAAUACAGAACUAUCCAACUGGCUUCAGUGUUUGCAGAUGGAGGCAAGUAAGGUAAAACUAGACAAAGUAGACAAAGUCAAGGCUGAGUCAUCACAUGGUUAUGAACAUAUAGACGGUUACACUAAUUCGUCAUCAGUGACGUCUCCAUCCCAUUCGCGAAUAGCUAAGGCGUCAUCAGCACCACCUAAGGUGAAAUCUAGACCACGCAAACCCAGUCCGUCAAUGGACGACAGUAGAAGAAAUUCUCUUCCAAAUGGACCAGCAAAUGGACAUACAAAUGGCGAUAGAGAACUCUCCGGAAGUGACGCAGAUUUCUCGUCGUCAGCAGACGAAUGGGGUGUAUCUUCGUUACCGAUCAUGGCCAGUAGGAAUUCCUUUGGUUUACCUGUUGAUGAUUUCCCCGAACAUGACCCAGCUUUAAAGGAAGUUUGGCAGAAGGACCGGAACUACCUGUUUAACUUGGUACGUGCCAAACUAAGAGGCUACCGAAAACGAAGAGAGAGUGACACCCCUGGUCUUAACAACGAAGGUUUGAUGGUGGUCAACGAAGAUGUCCGAGAACUUCAGUCAAACGCGCGCCAUCUAAGAAGAACAAAAUCUGUUAACGUUGUACCGUCAUCUGCUUCCGCUUCCGGUCCUGGAAAUAAAUCUGUUGCCAUGGCUACGAAGGUAGAUAACUCUCCUGAAGCCUCUCCGGCAUCUCGACGGAAGAAACAAAAAGCUCUGUUGGUUAAGAAAAUAGCUGCAAAAGAUAUCGAGGACCCCACUACAACCGGGUACAUGGAGAGGAAAAAUAUCAGUGAACAAUGGCUUAGGUACUGGUUUGUCCUCAAGGGUUCUUCGCUGUUCUGUUACCUUACUCCGGACGACACGAUGACCGUCGACCUGCUGGACGUCCGCGGCUACAGGGGCGAGUGUCUUGUUGACAGGUUCAGGGGAAAACGCUUCGUACUUCAUCUCACACACGAGGAAUACGUGUCCAUCCAUCUAUCGGUUGACAGCCGGGACGAUAUGGAAGAGUGGAAGGCAGCCAUUCAGGAUGCGGCGGGGGACUCCCCAAGUCCACAGGCCGAAACGUCAGAGACAGUAGUGGUAGAGGCUAACUCUCAGACAGAUGGCGCUACUUAUGAAGACAAAUGUGUAUCAGUCAAACAGAAGCUUUUGAACGAAAUGUUACGUCAGAAACACGAGCUGGAGAGGAAGCAGGCAGCUCGUCAACGGCGUUCUCAGGGUGUUGAAUCCCCCAACAAAGAUCUCAGCUCGGUUGAGAAACAAAUAACCUACGCGACCCACAUACGUCAGAGACGCUUGUCAACUCAAAUCAAGAUGGAAACGAUAACCAAACAGCUACAAAGCCAGACCACUUCAAAUAAACGCUUUCCGUUCAGUUUUGGAGGCAAAAAGAAAAACAACAACCAGGAGCACCUUAAAGGUCAACUGGAGGAGUUGAACAACAAACUACAACAAAUAGACUAUGAUCUUACCUCACACAUCAACAAAUCCACGUCUAACUCGGAUUUGCUUGAUAUGAAUCAAAACCGGAAGUCCAACGGCAAUGGCGUUUACGAACAUGAAUUGCGUGUCAAUGAUGAUGUGACAUCUGGAACCAGAUUACCAACAGGAAGCAGUAAUAGUGCAAAGGAAGACAGUGAUAUGAAUAAGACAAAUACUUUGAAAAAUAGUGUUCAGAAACUAGCUCAAAAGACAUUUUCUAGAUCUGUGAAAUCGAAAAAAUCAAAGCGUCCUGGUGACGGUGAUUCUGCAAUAACGAACGGGUACCUGUCGGACUCAAUGGUGAUAGAUAGACAUCGAAUCGACCGUGAGGAUAUGUCGAAUGAUUACGACUCGGAGGAUGGAAUAGAUAAUCACAAGGCCGACAGUCUGACCGACCUGACCACAACCACCACCUCUCAUACAAGUGAGGAUAAUGUGUUUGAUGAUAAAUCUGACACUGACGGCACCAAGUUUAAAUCCAGAAAAAGCAACUCUUCGUACUCAUCCAAUUCUUCUACACAUUCACAGCAAUCAACACCGAGGAAGGAGGUCGACCCCAGCAUCAUGGCGGAAAUAGACGCAUUUGAAGAUUUCACGAAACAGAUUUUGAGUAGGAAGACUGUAACAUCUUGAGAAUGACAGUGAGUGUUUCCUGAGGUGUGCAAGUCAUCUUUACCCAAUCCUUCAGAUGUCAUUCAAUCUCACAGUCAUCCUCCCAUGAUUAGGAACACUGACUCCACAUAACUAUUGAGGCUGCGGCGGUUAUGUUACACAGGGUGAUUGUUAGAGAGAAAACAGACGGACGAUAUGGUCUUGAAGCAAUGAUUAAGAAAUUGUAUGAGGCCACUCUCACCAGAGUAAGGAAAAAAGUCCUGUCGGGUUUUAAAUAACGGCCAGUGAAUUCUUGGACAGGGUAUCAUGUUUCCACAAAGAUCGUGUUGUUGAUGACCAGGCGGUUUAAAUCUUUUAUAAAAAUAGCAGGAUUUAUACUAACUUUAUUGAGAAUUGGUGCGAGAGUUAUCUCUACUUACCUCUUACCAAAACGAUAUAACAAUUGAGAACUAUCUUUUGUUAUCAGUAUAUUUGGUGAAAAGGGAUUCAAGCGUCAUCACUGAACUGUGUUGCUAUAGUAACAAGAAGUUAUAUGAUUCGUAGUGUGGAACUUUCCCGAAAAGGAGAUGCAUUUCAUAUUUGAUAUUGGACACCAUUAAACCAAACAAUUCAGUGACAAUUGUAAGUAAUAUGUUGUAUAUUUGCUUAAUCAAUUAUACGAAACAAGCUUACCACUUGUGAUGGAUCAAAGCUGAGGAUUUUCCAAAGUCUCUAUGUCCCAGAGAGGAAAGGCAAAACGUGCAAUGCAAAUUUGACGGCAGGCUUUAUCAUUUCAAAGUUUAACAAAAUUAAUUUUGAAAAUGCAUAGGACAAUGUGUUGUAACACAAAUGAAUUAAUGUUUAUCUAAAAUAAAAUACAUACUUAUUA
Ylistrum balloti is the source of this 5114-nucleotide messenger RNA. RefSeq lists its product as uncharacterized. NCBI's taxonomy places the organism in Eukaryota, Metazoa, Mollusca, Bivalvia, Pectinida, Pectinidae. The coding region runs from base 140 to 4267 and encodes 1375 amino acids. The record is from RefSeq and is a predicted model, not a curated record. The transcript has 11 exons.